Messenger RNA from Condylura cristata (star-nosed mole), 3967 nucleotides. RefSeq names its product topoisomerase I binding, arginine/serine-rich, E3 ubiquitin protein ligase (gene TOPORS). The transcript has 3 exons. Gene Ontology annotation, biological process: protein polyubiquitination; protein monoubiquitination. Bases 44 to 3169 code for a protein of 1041 amino acids. NCBI's taxonomy places the organism in Eukaryota, Metazoa, Chordata, Mammalia, Eulipotyphla, Talpidae. Gene Ontology annotation, molecular function: ubiquitin protein ligase activity; metal ion binding. The record is from RefSeq and is a predicted model, not a curated record.
CACCGAAUAAAUCCAGUCCAGAGUACGGCGACUCACUGGCUUCAUGGGGUCGCAGCCGCCGUCGCGGUCUCCGCUGUCUCGCGAGGAGGGCGAAGCGCCCCCGCCUGCUCCCGCUCCUGAAGGCCGGCGGCGAAGUCGCCGGGUACGCCUUCGUGGAUCCUGUCGUCACCGACCUAGCCUGCUGGGUCGCCGGGAGGUUGCCACGAGCGCCUCAACCGGGCCUGCGCUCGCAUCCUCCGAGAUAAUGGCAUCUGCCGCUAAGGAAUUUAAAAUGGACAACUUUUCGCCUAAAGCUGGCACUAGCAAAUUGCAACAGACAGUACCAGCUGAUGCAUCUCCUGAUUCUAAGUGUCCUAUAUGCUUGGAUAGAUUUGAUAAUGUGUCUUACUUAGAUCGCUGCUUACAUAAGUUCUGUUUUCGCUGUGUACAGGAGUGGUCCAAAAACAAAGCUGAAUGUCCAUUAUGUAAACAGCCCUUUGAUUCUAUUUUCCAUUCUGUGAGAGCAGAAGAUGACUUCAAGGAAUAUGUCUUGAGGCCUUCAUAUAAUGGUGCUUUUGCUACCCCUGAUGUUCGAAGUUUCCGCUAUCGCACAACUAUGACAAGAGAACGAAGUACUUCUUCACCUAGUAGUACCGUGAGUAGAAGAACAACAACUCCACCAGAUAGUAGAGUACUCUUUGAAGGAUUAGGUCUUUCAACAAGACCUAGAGAUGGUGAAGUUCCUCAAUUCAUGAGACGGAUUGCAAUAAGAAGGCCAACAACUGCAGAUGAAAGAUCUUUGCGGAAAAUUCAGGAACAGGAUAUUAUAAAUUUUAGACGAACUCUCUAUCGUGCUGGUGCUCGUGUUAGAAAUAUCGAAGAUGGCGGUCGCUACAGAGACAUAUCAGCUGAAUUUUUCCGUAGGAAUCCAGCUUGUCUUCAUAGAUUAGUCCCCUGGUUAAAACGAGAACUUACUGUUCUUUUUGGAGCUCGUGGGUCUUUAGUGAAUGUUGUUCAGCAUAUCAUCAUGAGUAAUGUUACUCGCUAUGACUUGGAGAGCCAGGCAUUUGUGUCUGAUUUAAGACCAUUUUUACUUAAUCGAACAGAACAUUUUAUACAUGAAUUUAUCAGUUUUGCUCGAUCUCCUUUUAACAUGGCAGCCUUUGACCAACAUGCUAAUUAUGAUUGCCCUGCUCCUUCAUACGAAGAAGGUAGUCAUUCUGAUUCUUCAGUCAUAACAAUAUCUCCUGAUGAAGCGGAGACCCAAGAACUGGAUAUUAAUAUAGCUACUGUUGGUCAGGCACCAUGGGAUGAUGAAACACCAGGACCAUCUUAUUCAAGCUCAGAGCAGGUACAUGCUGCUAUGUCUUCCCUUUUAAAUACUUCAGACAGUUCUGAUGAGGAACUUAUAGCUGGAAGAUCCACAUCUCAGAUACAAGGAGUGCAAACAAAUGAGGACCUAAAUAAUGAUAGUGAUUCUUCCUCAGAUAAUUGUGUAAUUGUUGGGUUUGUUAAACCACUAGCUGAGCGGACCCCAGAACUUGUUGAACUUUCCUCUGAUUCUGAGGAUUUAGGUUCUUAUGAGAAAAUGGAGUCAAUAAAGACACAAGAACAAGAGCAGUCUUACAGUUCUGGUGAUAGUGAUGUCAGUAGAUGUUCAUCUCCACGUUCUGUCCUUGGUAAGGAUGAGCAAGUAAAAAUUCAUUGUGAUUCUGGUGCAAGAAUCAAAUCAAAGAAGGAAGAGAAACGAUCUACAUCAUUGUCCUCUCCCAGAGACUUGAGCACGUCUGUCAGAGGAGACAGAGUAUACUCCCCGUAUAACCAUAGACAUAGAAAGAGAGGAAGAUCAAGAAGUUCAGAUUCACGUUCCCAGAGUAGAAGUGGGCAUGAUCAGAAGAAUCGUAGAAAGCAUCACGGAAAGAAAAGGAUGAAAAGCAGACGAUCCAGAAGCAGAGAGAGUAGCAGACCUAGAGGUAGAAGAGACAAAAAGAGAUCGAGAACUAGAGAUAGCAGUUGGUCAAGAAGAAGCCAAACUCUGUCUUUAAGUAGUGAAAGCACAAGCAGAUCAAGGUCUCGUAGCAGUGAUCAUGGUAAAAGAAGAUCACGAAGCAGAAAUAGAGAUCGUUAUUACUUAAGAAAUAAUUAUGGAAGUAGAUAUAAGUGGGAGUAUACUUACUAUAGUAGAAACAAGGACAGGGAUGGCUACGAAUCAUCAUAUAGGAGAAGGACUCUAUCCAGAGCUCACUAUUCCAGACAAUCUUCAAGUCCAGAAUUCAGAAUUCAGUCCUUUUCUGAAAGAACAAAUGCUCGGAAAAAAAAUAAUCACAGUGAAAGGAAAUAUUACUACUAUGAAAGGCACAGAUCAAGGAGCCUGUCUAGUAAUAGAUCAAAGACUGCAUCUACCGGAGCUGACCGAGGAAGAAAUGAAAAGCCUGGAGGGAAACGAAAAUAUAAAACACGACAUUUGGAGGGUACUAAUGAGGUAGCCCAACCAUCUCGUGAAUUUCCAUCUAAAGUAAAGGAGAAUCAUUACCAAAAAUCUUCAUCGAAAUUGGAUGGAAAUUACAAAAAUGAAAGUGACAGUUUUUCAGACAGAUCAUCGGACAGAGAGACAAAACACAAGAGGAGGAAGAGGAGGACCCGGAGCCUAAGUGUUGAGAUAGUUUAUGAAGGAAAAGCUACCGAUACAACUAGACAUCAUAAAAAGAAAAAGAAGAAACACAAGAAGAAGCACAAGAAACACCAUGGGGAUAAUGCUUCACGUUCUCCAGUUGUCAUUACCAUUGACAGCGAUAGUGAUAAGGAUUCUGAUGUAAAGGAGGAUAUAGAAUGUGACAACAGUCAUCCUCAGGAUCCUCUACAAAAUGAGUUUUUGUCUCCAUCCUUGGAACCAUUUGAAACUAAAGAUAUAGUUACAAUAGAAGACGAAUUUGGUGUCAUGGACAAGGACUGUGAUAUUACUACAUUUAAUAACAAUUUGAAUAAUACCAACAAAACUGUAGAUAAUAUUCCACCCCAGGUAGCUUCAGUUGAACAAACUCUUGAUGUUAGAGAAGAGUGCACUUUUGCCUCUAACUUGGAGAACCAGCCCAGUAAUGUGUCUGAUCAGACUGAGCCAUCAAGGCAAUCGCCAUCUCCACGGACAUCAUUAAUGUCAGUAUCUCUUGAUAGAGAUUGUGAAAUUUCUUGAAGCUGCCAAAGCCUUUCAUUGAAAAUUCUGAUGGUAAAAAGGAACAGUGUCAUCUACUGCAGUCUAUUUAAAGAUGACUUUUAGUGAAAACUCUUUUCCCCCUUAAAAUAUUUUAAGUGAUUUUUUCUUUGUGUUAAAUUUUUGUAAAACUCAUUAUUUGUUCAAAAAGUAUGUAUGUUCCACCUUCAGAGAUAAGCACUUUUAAGUGAAGAAAAUGAUAUUGCUAGCAGUUUAUUUAAAACUUGGGAUCCUUUUUAAAUAAAAAAUAUAUGUAAAUUUUAGAAGUUAUUUCAUAAAGCCAUAUGGUAUUGACAUAUUUUUAAAGUAGUCAAUAAGUAUUUUUGAAUUUUUGUUUUGGGAGUUAUUCUGGAAAUGUGCUAUAAGCUAGGAGAAUUCCUUUGAGCAGUCUUUAUUUUUCUCCUUAAAAAUUUGUAUUCAAAGUCAUUUCAGGUUAAAGUGAGGCAUUUAAGUCUGCACAAUUUAUCUUGACAUCUGCCAAAAGAAGAAUUUAAAUACUUCCUUUAUAUACUUGUUUCUGGACUGCCAGUAAAGCAAAUGUGUAUUCAAUAAAGGAAAAAAUAAAACAAUAAUACUUUAAAACAGAAUCUAGAAAAUUUCCUAUGCAGUAUUGCUUUUUUAGGUAAAGUUAUUAAUGGAGCUAAAAUCUUGAAAAUAAUACAGUCAAAUCAUAAAUAACACUUUUCAAGUGAUCUGCGUUUUAAUUUCAGUUUUUAUGAUCUUUAGUUCUUUGUGAGAAAUACGUUAUGUCUUCAGUAAAAUGCAGUUAUACAGCAUUUA